UCGAGAACUAGCGCAGGAUUUUUUCUUCUUCUUCUGAGGAGCACCCAAACGCAUCACCGGCGAUUGUAGACGAAAAGCAAAGAUGGAGGACAGCUCUUCAAAACAAAUGCCCGAAAACCUGGACGACCCUCCGAACAGCCGUCUGUUCGUGGUCACCAGUCGGUCUAUAACUGAAGACGAGCUUCGGGAGAGUUUUUCGAAGUUUGGGGAGGUUCAGGGGGUCUGGCUGGUCAAAGACAAGCAGACAAAGGAGCCCAAAGGCGUCUCAUAUGUGAAGUUCGCUAAGUCGUCACAGGCCUGCUUAGCCAUGGAGGAAAUGCACGGAAAGGUGCUGCAGGAGGGGACUAAACCGAUAAAGGUGUUUAUAGCACAGUCACGAGGAUCAGCCAGACACAGAGACGUUGAGGAUGAAGAGCUGACCAGGAUCUUCAUCAUGAUUCCCAAAACUUUCACAGAGGAGGAUCUGAAAAACACAUUCAGAGAGUACGGAGAUAUUGAAUAUUGCAUCCUGAUCAGAAACAAAGUCACAGGUGAAAGCAAAGGCCUUGGCUACGUGCGCUACUACAAACCCUCUCAAGCUGCCCUUGCCAUCGAGAACUGUGACAAAUCUUACAGGGCCAUCCUGGCUGAACCCCGCAGUAAAAAUAACUCCUCCGAAGAUUACUCUGCAGGAGGGGCGAGGGGGGGAGAUUACAGCUCCAGUGACUCCACGAACCAAUACCCCAUCAUCACCCCUGAUCAGGGGAACUACUCCAUGAUGGACUACCGCCAGAGCGAGUUCACCCGCUCUCUGAUGGUGUCCACACGGGCCGCGCUCACCCAGGAGCAGAUCUUUGCUCUGUUUGACCUCAUCCCAGGAAUGGAGUACUGUGAGCUUCACAGAGACUCGUACGGUAUGAGCAAAGGUCACGCUCUGGUUCGCUACAAUAAUCUCGGAUCAGCAAUUUAUGCCAAGGAGAAGCUGAACGGCUUUGAGUAUCCACCUGGCAACCGAAUUCAAGUGGCUUUUUACGAAGAUGGAGAGAGCCCUGCAGGCCGGAUGGCCACUCAGUUUGUUACAGCCCAGAUCCUCUCCUCAGUGUGGAACGGAGCCUCCAGCAGUAUGAUCAAACCCGCUGGGUUCUCGUCUGUCUCACAAAUGUCUCGCAUUCAGACGGACGUUACCCUGCCGCCUCUGAAGAAGCUCGCUCCUUCCGACAGUAAGGCCAAAGAGCGCCUGUUUGUUGUCUUCAAUCCCUCCCCGCUGCCGCUCGACGUGCUGGAGGACGUGUUCUGUCGCUUCGGUUCCCUAAUCGAGGUCCAUUUGGUUCCAGGAAGGAAGGUUGGAUACAUGAAGUAUGCUGACAAGCAGUGUGCAGAUGAGGCCAUGGCCGUGCUCCACGGUCGGAUCGUCAACGGAGUGAAGAUGAAGGUGAUGCUGGCUGAUCCUCCUCGGGAGGAGUCUCACAAGCGCCCACGGACCUACUAGACCAGAACUGGCAGGUAAGGGUUAUAUUUUAAGGAACAAAGCAAACGAUGUCUAAAUGUUGUAAACACAUCUGCAGGGUUUCCCACAGAAAACUUGCCAAGGAGCGCCAGGGCGGUCAUCCUAUGGCCCACCGUGUUUUUGAGUUAAUUUUUUUUUAAAGUUGACAGGAAAUUUGAAAAUAUGACUCGGUAAUUAUGUAUUAUUGGAAGAUAUUAUUAGCAAUACCUAAACACCAACUGUAAAAAUCUUAAAAGGCAAACAAAAGAACAUCUGUUUCAGUCAUUUCAUACUAAUUAAAGUAUCCAAAAUUAGUUGGCCCUUUAUCCAUGACUUGUCACUUUAUUUGCUGAAUUUCUUGGCAUGUAGACCAGUAAAAGAUUGGCAGUGGUUCCGGAAACCUUUACAAAUAAACAAUUCUUAGCCUGGUGGGGUAUAAGUCGAGCCUAGUAGCCCGCCAGGCUUCCAAAACUCUGGGGGAAACCCUGUAUCUAACACCUCAGAUCAUUUCUCUCAUGGUAUUGUAGUUAGAAUGGUGUGCAUGAGUUUCAGAUAGGGCUGGGCGAUGAGGAUUAAAAAUAAAAUCCAAUUUAAAAAAAAGUCUUUCAAACCAGAUCCGUUUUUUAAUUUUAACCAUUUUUAGUUGGCUUUUUUAGGCUUUUUAAAAUUAUUAUUAUUAUUGCUCUCUCCCUUGUCUAAAAUAGAAAUGACAAGAAUAUAAAUAUCAUUCCUUCUGUGAGUUGUAUGUCUGAGCAUCAGGGCCAGGCUAUGAUGUUUGUUUAGAUCAGAGAAUACGAUCAUAAUAUUAGCAGAACCCUUCCCCCAUAAUUCAUAAUGGUUUUUUUAGCCAGAAAAAAACCAUUAUGAAUUACAUUUUAAAAAAACACUGUAAAAAAUUACAAAAGAAGAGUGUAACUAUCAGGACCUGAUGUGACCACCUCAGUUUGUGUAGUUCUUUUUCUAAAUAAAGUCAAUUAUUUGCAUGUUGUUUUAAAGUUCUACUACUGAUAAUAAUUCAACGCUGAUCUGAUAAAAGAUUGUUAUUUUUAAAACUGAUUACAAAGAAUAACUUCAAAAGAUGCUCAACAUUUCUCAUUGUAAUUAAACAUUUUUAUGUGGUAGUUCUCUUAAAAUUACCACUUUAAUUCUCCUAGUAAUAUAAGUUUAUUCUCAUAAAAUGAGAAUAAUUAAAGUUUUUUAAUUACUUUAUUCCCAUAAUUAAAAAAAAUAAACAUUUUAGCCUGGCUUUAAUGCUUCAUGGUUGAGGUAUUAAAAAUCUAAAUAAAUAGAAACUGUUAAACAUGUUUAUGGAACAAGAUGGCCGCCUUUGGUGUUCUAUGGAAACACAAGGGAUGAAUUGGUGAGAAAAAAUGUUUGUUUUUCCCCCCAAAAAUUAUGUCUUCAAAAUGUGAUGGAUUGAAAAUGUUGAUUUAUCGCUCAGCCCUAGUUUCACAAUAACAUAUGUAAGUUACAGAGCCUUGCAGAAGUCUUCAUAUCCUGCAAACCUUUUUCAUUUUGUCGCAUUUUGUUCAAAAACUUGAAUCUGGUUUAAUGGUUAAUGUUUUAAACCUUCAUUUUUAAUAUAAAAUGUUUUAAUAUUUAUUUUUCGCUCAGUCAGGUUGGACAGAGAGCGUCUGUGAAUAUAUUUUUGCAAUCUUUUAAAAAGACUUUUCUAAGGCACUGUAUCUGUCAGCUUGCAUGCUCUGGCUUUGUUGUUCUGCUUUCAUUUAGUUCCUUAUUUCUUGUUUAAAGGUAAAGUAGACUGACAGCUUGGUGAAAUGAAGCACUGAAAAGAUGUGACCCCAUUUCCUGUUAAUAACACUGCAGCUUUUUGUUCCCCAGGCGACUGUUGUCAUAACAAAACGACACCUGACCUGACAGACCAACAGACACCAACAUCAUCUCCUGACCUCUGACCCGACCCUUUGCCUGACUCGUAUUCAGUCAGUAAGCGUCUUUGUGUUUAAUGAUGUUUCUGUUUAAUUUACAUUUCAAAGCAAGACUUUGUGGAAAAAAAUAGGCUAAAUUUGGAGUUUGAAAAUUAGCUAAUUAUGAUUCAGAAGAUUUGUUUUUGCUAAACUGUGAGCAGGAUCCUGUUUAAGUUUAAAGAACUUGACCUUGAACACUCAGAUCAGAUAUGUAAACCCAUACUGAGCUCAAUUGAAUGUGUUAUUUGGACUGAUUUUUUUUUUCUUUUCAUAAAUAAAAAGUACAUCAAGGUCUGCA
This is a messenger RNA of Poecilia reticulata (guppy), 3691 nucleotides long. It is a transcript of the gene rbm45, whose product is annotated as RNA binding motif protein 45. Gene Ontology annotation, molecular function: RNA binding. NCBI's taxonomy places the organism in Eukaryota, Metazoa, Chordata, Actinopteri, Cyprinodontiformes, Poeciliidae. The record is from RefSeq and is a predicted model, not a curated record.